This is a messenger RNA of Rubroshorea leprosula, 986 nucleotides long. The record is from the annotation of a GenBank genome assembly. Lineage: Eukaryota; Viridiplantae; Streptophyta; Magnoliopsida; Malvales; Dipterocarpaceae.
GUGGACACGUGUCCGUCCACUCUGACUUUCUCCUCCGAUCUUUUCUCGUUAACUCCCCCACAUUUAAACUUCCAUCUUCUUCCUUCCCACUCAACUCUGCUCUGCUAUCUCUCCAAAGAAAUUUUGAAGUGAAACACCAAAAUCCAAGAAAGGAUCACAAACGACAUGAUGGGUGGCGGCAACUUGGAGACAAGGUCAUUGCUUGAUGAUUUCCGUAGCUUCGACAAGGGUGGUUUCUUUGACCUCGGUCACCCCCUCCUCAACCGCAUUGCCGAGAGCUUUGUUAAAGCCGCCGGCAUUGGAGCGAUUCAGGCUGUGUCUAGGGAGGCUUAUUUUACAGCCGUUGAAAGUGCGCGGGCUGAUUCAAGUGAUCCCUCUGAAAUCACCCCCGGGGGUGCCAAGAAACAUCGUUUUCCUGAUCACAUCAAAGGAGAAACCAACAAAAAAACUCUUGAAGCAUUGGUGAAGAGCACUGGAAAGGAAUCCCUACAAUGGGGCUUGGCUGCAGGUAUAUAUUCAGGUCUAACGUACGGCCUAAAGGAGGCUCGUGGAGCUCAUGAUUGGAAAAACAGUGCAGUUGCGGGGGCAAUUACAGGGAUGGCAUUGGCAUUGACAUCAGAGGACACCACCCAUGAGCAAGUGAUGCAAUGUGCCAUCACUGGAGCUGCCAUUUCUACAGCUGCAAAUCUUCUUGCUGGGAUAUUCUAAAGUUAGAACCACUGGUAGGGUUGUGCUGCCUCAUUAUUAGUUUCCCUUUUGGCCAGAGAGACCAAUUUUUGGUAUCUUGGUGUUUUUUUUUCAAGGAUUUUUAAUUUCCUUUUGAAUGCAAGGAUAAAGGGUUUGGAAUCUCUCAUUGAGAAAAAUAUGUUUUAUAGUUUUCUUUUCUAAUGACUUCUAUGAUAAAUCGAGAGAUAACAACAGAAGUACUUGAAUUACUUAUUCCACCUUGUGAUUAUUGGUAAUUGCUAUAAAUGUCCUACAAUUUC